UCUUAACCUCUUCUCAUAAUCCAAUCGAUACUGCAGCAAAAGAAAUUUAAAACUCAUAAUCCUUGCCUAACCCUAAUCCUAUUUGCUCUUAGAAUUUACAGUAGUUAUAAAUGACUGCAUUUUCAACUAAUUCAAUUUCUAAUCAAUUUUAGUUGAGGAGCUGAUUGGAUUGAAAAGAAAUGUGCUGAUUUUGAGAAGUUAAAUUUGUGUGAAAGCAAUGGCAGCGUCGUCAUCAUGUGUGAAGUGGCAUAUGUGGAGAAGCUGUGUUGAAGAGAAACCCCUUUCCACUCCAACAAAGAAGAAGUUAUCCCAAGGGAGCUGUAAAGUUGUCAACUUCCAUUCUCGAAGAACCUGCAGCUUUGGACUCUCGUAUUUGAAAGCUAGUCCUUAUUGUAUUAGGGAUACGUCAUUGAGGCUAAGUUGCUUGGGAUCUUUGGUUGACCUUGACGGUGUUACAGCAUCCGAUUUUGUUGCUAUUAGUGACCAGUUGCUUUUGAUGACCACUGUGGUGCUUACGUACAUGGCAGGAGUCAUUCCUGUUAAGAAAUCUAAUGUCACUUCUUCGGGGAAUUUUUUGGAUGACAACUUAGACCGCGAAAGUGCAACGUCUUCUGGUAGUGCUAAGAAGAAUGACGAUCAUGUUAAUUCAAAGUAUGCAUGGGAUGCAGUAAAGGAAAAGCUUCUUGAUUCGCUUGAUACUAUAAAAAACAAGAACAAGCUAGGAAACAAAUUGCUUGAAAUUGAGCAGCAACAAGCCAAGCGACCACUAAGUUUGUCUGCUGUAUCCGAUGGUCCCAACUUGCGGCUGCUCUGGGCUUCUUUUAAGCAGCUCGAGGAUGAGGUGAAUAGUGUUUUAGGCAAUUGUGAGGCUCUUGAUUUGGACGAUUGGUUGACUAUUUUUCCUGAUAUUAUUCAAAAAUCCUGUGACCGUUUAUGCAUGUCUUGGCUAUUAGAGGAACUUCACCUUGAAAAUAAGAAACCAGAUGAGGGAAUUGUCUCUUUGAUGAUUCAGAAGUUUAAAGGAGAUGAAACUGUUCUGCAGAAUAUAAGAAAGUCAGGCAAGGAAGAUCUUUAUGCUGAAUUAUUAUACUUUCUCAGAUUUGGGUCUUUCAGUAGGAAGAGCAGUUGCUUUGAUCAGAGCUUGUUUUCUUCACAUGGAGAGUCCAUAUUGGAAGAUUUGGUGAUUACUUUAGCAGAUGGCGUAGCCAGUGCUUAUUUGGAGCUUAUUUCUGUAGAUGGAAAUUUGUCAAAUGAAAUGAAUGACCUGGGGAUUGUUAUGUGUAAUCUAUCAACUCGAGAACUCCAAAGAUUGCGCAAUGAGGUGUCUUUGAAUCAAUGGUUGUAUCAAAAUGUGGAGGCAAUUGUAUCAAUGUAUGAGGAUCGAUUUGACCUACGCACUCUGAAGUCCAAAGUCAUUACAGAACCAAGCCAGACUGAGACUGAAGAAAAUUCUAGUUGGUGGAAGAAACUUACACAGAGACAAUCUAGAAGGUUGUCUUUAUCAUUAUCCUAUGUCGUCAUAAGCCAGUUCUCAAUGCCUGUUAAACGGACCAAGGAACUAAGGGCAUUGACAGGGUGGAGAUAUUAUUUCAGUCUAUACCUGGAGUUAUCUGAUAUAGGCAUGCCAUUGGUUAGAGGUGUGAUCAACAAAGUAAGCAGUGGGAUAUCGUUCUUUCUAGUAUCCUUGAUUGGGAGGUCAUUAGGUCUGAUUUACACCGGAAUUAGGCAGUCUCUGCGAUGGAAGUGAUAUUAAAAAUCACGAUGGAAGUGAGAUAUUAAGGAAUCUUGUUUCUACUUUUGGUUCCGGUAUAAUUUUGUUUCUUCUGCUUGAUUUAACAGCAGCUACACAUUAACUUCCAACAUCCAUUCUUUUUUGAGCUGCUUGCAGCAUCUGCUAAAUCUUUUUUUUGAAUAAAUAUCAGUAGCUGCGUCAUCGGCUGGAAUUA
Molecule: messenger RNA, 1946 nt
Organism: Mercurialis annua (annual mercury)
Lineage: Eukaryota; Viridiplantae; Streptophyta; Magnoliopsida; Malpighiales; Euphorbiaceae
Exons: 8
Coding region: 218-1747 (509 amino acids)
Source: RefSeq, a predicted model, not a curated record